This is a messenger RNA of Amoebophrya sp. A25, 2761 nucleotides long. Lineage: Eukaryota; Dinophyceae; Syndiniales; Amoebophryaceae. The record is from the annotation of a GenBank genome assembly.
AGUCGUUCUACUUUCUGUGAGUAAAUAAGUGUUCUCUGUGUACUUAAUUUCUUUUACACAUGUGCUCAAUACGCUUUCAUGAUUAGUAGAGACUCGUCUCUACCAUCAUGAGGAUUCGUGUCACCAAAACAAAGAGAGAUCCGUCGGGAAAGGAUCUGAUUGGCUGGAUGCCGGCUACACGAGUGUCCGAAUGCAAGCUAUCACAUCGUUACAACUGCGCACCAUCGCUUUACGGAGGAAGAUGAUCACAUUAUCCCUGCUCCUUUUUUCACCACGCUGCUGGGGUUGCCUUAGUAAUGCACGACUAGUUUGUCUGCCCUGGUUGCACCGUUUCCGUUUCUUUACUGUCACGCUGGUCACGAUCACUAUCCUGUGGCCAGAUGUGGCGUUUGCCAGUGGAUCAAGAAAGAGCGCCACUACUUCAUCUUCUAGGUCUACAACUGGACACGCAGUUGUAGCCUUGGUAAGGUGGAUUAGUCCCCAGGAGUAUUGUCUGACACAAAAGUCUUCCAAAAUAAAGACGAGAACUGGAACCUGUCCGUUGAAAGUCUCGGAAAAACUGGGUUCAUCCACUGGCGUCUCGUCAUUCGUAUCUCCAAUUUCAUUCCCGACUUUGUGUCCCGUAACUCCUCCGUCGUCCUCCGGAGGUGAUCUCAAUCGAGGCAGUACCCACGAUAGGGAUAACCAUGGAGGAGAAAGAAGUGGAAGUAGAUCAACAAGUCAUCAUCCACGUUGCGAGCCAAGUGAUGUUUGCGCUCCUGGAGAAUUCACGGCGAGUGUUUCCCCGGGUUACUUUUAUCCAGGACUGACGUGGAGCAGCAGUGAUCCUCGUGCACAUCGGGGAAAUGCGCAAGAGACGUGCGUGGCCCGACCUUGUUCGGAGAUUCGAUUCUCAAGCCCACGCGCUCGUACGGCAGAAGAGCACGCUCGCCGUGUACGCCUCUGCCGCAAUGCUGAGCGAAUGCGGGCGCUCGAGGACAAUACGUCCCGUAAAAAGGAUCUGGAAGACGGACCGCACCUCGAGACGUGUGUCUAUGUCGAAGAAAAAUCCGGCACUUCUACGUUUACGUCGCAGAAGGGAGCCCGUUGUCGCGUCGUAGGACGUCAUAUCCGAGGAUACUCGAAAAAUCGUGAUCACAGGUGGAAGGGGGAACGCCAUCAGCAGACGAGACCAACUACAUCCCCAGAGGAGGAAGCCGCAUCUUCUCCUGAUGAAACUGAAUCUAGUAUAACAAGUGCAAGCCCGUCGACUACAUCUUUUGUUCAGAUGCGAAGCUCAGAAGAACAUGGAGACCAUUAUCAUCAUGAUGUUGUUCAUCACGAUCAGCCUGCUGCUCAGAGGACACCGAGUACAACUCUCUUUAGCGAAGUGUGGAAUAAGCAUUUUUCAGUCGAGGGGCUUGCGAGAAAGGAGAGAGUCGCAGCUGGCGCAGCCUUGAAAUACGACGCCGCAGCAGAGGCAUUUCGCUCCGCACUUUCGAGGCUCGGCGCCGUGGCAAGAACCUAUCAGGCUGCGGUUAUGCGCCUCUUGGAUCACUUGAGCCUUCUGUCAAAUGCAGAACUGUAUGGCAAUCACUGGAAAAUGAAAUCACGUAAGCAACAAGUGCAAGAAAAGAACACCAUCACGUAUUAUAUAUAAGUUCAUAUUGACUUCAUUGAGGUCUUCCCGGUUCUGCACUGUUCCACUAUUCGAAUGACAAUAUUUUCAUUUGUUACACGUCAGUUUCAUAGUAUUCGUUUGAUUCGUAUGAUUGGAGGACAAUCUAGUUUUGACUUGCCAAGCGCAAGUUGCUACAAGGGGUAGAAGUUCACGCGGCUCAUGGACAACUCUUCCUCUCUUGAUCCUCGUUCAUCUGGUGCCGCACUUGAAAGAGCAAAUUCGGAAUGCGUAUAGUGGCGAUGACAACCUAUCGUUUGCAACGCUGCAGGAGCGUGUGCGGGAGCUGCGGAGGUUGCAGCACCGCGCGGCGCGUCAAAAUGAUGAAGCAGAAUCGAUUGAGAAAGAAAAGGACAUCAAGCCUCAAACUGAAGCUAUCGCGAAGUCGGUUCAAAAAAUAGUAGAGGCCGGCAGUGAAGACAAGAAAGACGAUAAUGAUAAGAAGGAGCCCCAGCCCGUCGUUGCGAAAGACAAGGAGCAGGAUCAGGAAGGUGAUUUGGAAAAGAAACCUGUCGCCAAGAAGCGUGAAGAAGAAGGACAGCAACACUCCAAGGUAGAACAUCAUCAUACACACAGUCACGUGCACCAUCAUUAUCAUGGUACAAAACCGAAAGAAAAACGGAGAAGGUCAAACCAGGGAAAGACCAAAGAUGAUGAGGACGAGGACGAGCCUUCUGCUGAUGAAGAAGAAGAAAACGAUUCUCAGGAACCAGAGCAGAGGCCGUCAUCGAGAAAGAGAACUCCUUCUAGGGCUAAGCACCAUCAUCGACCUCAUAAACGACAACAUCAUCGCCAUAGAUCGCCAGAUGAUGACGAGGAAGACGAUGAUAGUUAUACCGAUACCCCAAGACAAAAGUCUCGAUCCCCUAUCAGGAGUUCGCGAGGUGUAGCCUACACUGACGACACUCCGGCAGUUUUGCCAGAACAGAUACUGCCCUUUCGGGAGGGCUUAGAUGCUUCUUCUUAAAAUAGAGUUGUAGUUGUUUCGUGUGCUUGUCUCUCUCUUUUGGCUCAGUUUUUAGUGACAUAUAUAGAAGAUCAAGCAUGACAACUAUGCUCCUUUUCGCGUGGCUUAAGGUUGGUACCUAGGCACGGGGAGUCGAG